Arachis ipaensis is the source of this 3331-nucleotide messenger RNA. Its product is annotated as cytochrome P450 CYP82J17-like. The record is from RefSeq and is a predicted model, not a curated record. Lineage: Eukaryota; Viridiplantae; Streptophyta; Magnoliopsida; Fabales; Fabaceae. Gene Ontology annotation, molecular function: heme binding; oxidoreductase activity, acting on paired donors, with incorporation or reduction of molecular oxygen; monooxygenase activity.
AUUUAUUUUCUAAAAUUAGCUUUAAUAAUUUUCACACUUUUGAGGCGACCCAGCCUUCUAGGAUUUACACUCGCUUGUGUAGAUCUUGAAUUAUUUAGUUCGCUUGUUCUCCAAGGUCGUCGAUUGCUCUGACCUCGCUAGAUCGGCGGUCGUCUCUUUAUGGUUGUUGCUUGCUAUGAGUUGGUUGCGCGUCAACGACGCUGGUUAUUCUCUCGUGGUUAGCGCUGGGGUAGUUGUCGUUCCGUGGUUCAUGUGCUGGUGGGAUUGGUUCGUGGUGGUGGUUUGAGAACCACUCUUCCUGUUCAUUUGUUAUGCUGCCAAGGUUUCACAAAUCUCCACAGAUGGCGUUAAUGUACAGGACUUUGCUGGGAUGGACGAGGGAUGGAUCGGGGACUUGCAGAUCUUGGUGAUGACGUGAUCAGACCUCUGGUGCGCCGGGAGUUGGUACCUGCAAAGACACUCCGACGCUCAAAUUAGAAUGAGUCUAAGAGAUACAGGAUAAAGGUAUGUAUAACGUACCUGAUGGAGCUUUUUGCUCCUUUUAUAUAGUUUGUCUUGUUAUCUUAUCUUAUCUUAUCUUAUUAAUCAAGAUAAGAAAAGUAUUCGAGUUGAAUGUUAGUUAGUGAUUCCUGAUCUUCUGGCCUGUUUGGAUCGUAGAGACGAUUUAAACUCAGAAAUUGAAUCAUCGUUGGACCGUCUAGAGCCCUAGAUACUAGAUCUAGAACAAUAACUAUAAGUGAACUUCCACCUCAAAAUAAAUAUUUACUCACAAAUGAGUUAUCUCAUCUUAAGAUAUCAAAUGCGUUCAUCAUCUACCAAGUUUGAAUAUUUCAUAAUUUUCAUUGAAUAAAUUCCCUACUUGAAUACAUGCGUUAUAUUUUCUGAUGGCAACUACUCACGACCUCUACCAACCAGGCAACUAUGGACGAUCAAACUAAUGACUUGGUGUUUCUCAGUAUGAAGUCAUUUUUCCCCCAAAAAAUAAUUCUUAUUUAUUUGUUCCUUCUAACAAGCUAACACCUACAUGCAUUAAAUACUAGACUAGUCUACCAUGAAACCGAAGAAAAUGACUAGUCUACCCAAAAAAUUAAAAUAAAAUAAAAUAGCAUAAUAAUAUAAUAUAAUAACGAAUUGAAGUAGUCAAAAGUCAAAACAUAGAAAGACAAUGCCACUUUUUUCCAUCUCCUUCAGUGAAAGCAAGUAUUCACAAUUGGUUCCAAGUAGUUCUUAUGACAUCAAGUUUAUUUAUUUGUUUAAACUUUUUGAAAACAUUUCCAAGUCCUUGCAAAACCAGUUGAGAUUCUCAUGUAAUUUCCACCCCAAUUUCAAGGCAUUGAAUAGUUGAUGUGAGCAAUAUAUAACAACUAGGUACAUUUCUCAAAUUCUCAUGAUGAAAUCAGAUAUCAUUACCAUGGAUUAUUCCCUUUCACUUCCAACAAUAACGUUGAUAUCCCUAACUUUAUUUUUUCUCUACAACAUAUGGAGAAUAAUUACGAAAAAACCUAGUAUUCAUCAAAAAGAAAGUAACAUUAUUAAACAACCGCCACAACCAUUUGUUGCAUUACCAUUAAUUGGUCACCUCCAUUUACUAGGAACCAAAACACCACUUCACAGAACCUUUGCUUCUUUGGCUGAUAAAUAUGGCCCUGUAUUCCAAAUCUACUUUGGAUCAUUACCUGCCAUUGUUAUCUCCAACAAAGAAGGAAUCAAAGAAUGCUUCACAAAAAAUGACAAAGUUCUGGCCUCGCGCACCCCUUCGAGCCGUGGAACUCACCUUGCUUAUAACAAUGCUGCGUUUGGAUUUGCUCCUUAUGGACCCUAUUGGGCAAAACAGAGGAAGCUAGCCGUUCUUGAACUCCUCUCUUCGCGCCGCCUCGAAUCGUUGAGGCAUGUUUAUGAAUCCGAGAUUGAUACUUUGAUCAAGGAUCUCUUGAUACACCUUAGCAACAAUAAUUCUUCUAUGGUUGUCAUGAGUGAAUGGUUUGAACGCUUAACAUUUAAUGUGAUCACAAAAAUUGUUGCGGGAAAGAGAUAUUUUAGUUACUUGGAAGAUGUGGAUGAUUUAGAAGCACAUAAAGUUGUGAAUCUUGUAAAAGAGUUCAUGCAAUUGGCUGGUGGAUUUGUUCUUUCGGAUGCAAUUCCAUUGCUUAGAUGGAUUGGUGUGGAAGGGAGAGUUCUUAAAUCAAUGAAGAGAAUUGGAAGAGAUUUGGACACACUCAUUGGAAGGUGGGUUGAAGAGCAUAAGAUGAAGGGUAAUAUGGUAAAUAGCUCAAGUGAAAAGCAAGAUUUCAUUGAUGUCAUGCUAUCUAUUGUUGAAGAUGAUCCUGAGUCUGGACAUUCUCGUGACACUAUCAUUAAGGCACAUGUUAUGAAUCUUAUCCUAGCGGGGACGGAAACAACAUCAACAACAAUGACAUGGAUCCUUGCAGCAUUAAUGAACAAUAAACAUUCAUUGAAGCUAGCACAAGAAGAGAUUAACCAUCACGUAGGUAAGGACAGAAAGGUAGAAGCAUCAGAUAUAAAAAACCUUACUUAUUUACAAGCAAUUUUCAAAGAAACCCUAUGGUUAUAUCCACCAACACCAUUGUUAUUACCUCAUGGGGCAUCAUCAGAUUGCAGCAUCAAUGGCUACUACGUACCAAAAGGAGCUGAUGUGUUUCUUAAUGUGUGGAAGCUACAUAGAGAUCCAAGUAUUUGGUCGGAGCCUGAAAAGUUUUCACCGGAGAGGUUUAUUAAUGGCGAUGGAGAAGUCGAUGAAGGUCACCAUUUUGAGUACCUUCCUUUUGGGUUAGGGAGAAGGGCUUGUCCUGGAUUCACAUUAGCAACACAAGUGAUUCUUAUCACAGUUGCACGUUUGCUUCAAGGGUUUGAUUUUCAUUUGUUUAUGGAUGAACCUGUUGACAUGAGAGAAGGUUUUGGCCUAACUUUGCUGAAGUUAAAUCCAUUGCAAAUUUGUCUCACUCCACUUGUUACCACUGAACUCUAUCAGUCACAUAUUUAUUAAAAAAAAUUAAGUGUUUUUUUUUCUUUUCUUUAUUUUUAGCUUGGCAACAAAGAUAGGGAUCCAUUGUGUUGUAUUCUUCUCUUCAACAAGUGUGUGUUGUAUUUAUUGUUUAUUGUUUUUAUGGUUAACUUAUCGUUUAUUACACGAACUUUACUUGCGAUUUAAGAAAUUACCGCAAAACUUUUUUCACAUGUCAUGACAUUUUUUUUUUCUUGGAUAAUGUUGUUAUUCUUAGUUUUUGUUUUUGGGAGAAGGAAGUUCAAUUUCUACAUAGGAAAUUCAAUUAUGCAUGAUAGUAUUAUGAAUCUAACAAAUAAUAAUACAUGA